Molecule: messenger RNA, 378 nt
Organism: Perkinsus marinus ATCC 50983
Lineage: Eukaryota; Perkinsozoa; Perkinsida; Perkinsidae
Product: ribosome biogenesis protein bop1, putative
Exons: 3
Coding region: 1-378 (125 amino acids)
Biological process (GO): maturation of LSU-rRNA from tricistronic rRNA transcript (SSU-rRNA, 5.8S rRNA, LSU-rRNA); ribosome biogenesis
Cellular component (GO): PeBoW complex; preribosome, large subunit precursor
Molecular function (GO): protein binding; ribonucleoprotein complex binding
Source: RefSeq, a predicted model, not a curated record
AUGGCUAUUUCGGUCUUCCCUGGUACCGGUGAGCACUUGACCAUAGUUAGUCAGGACCGAAGGCUGUGUUGGUUCGAUAACGAGCUUGGCAACAAGCCUUGGAAGACCUGGCGGUACCACAAACGAGUGGUACGGGAUGUUGAGUUUCAUCCUUUGGCCGCUGGGAGGCUCCCUCUGAUGGCUACUUGUUCUGAUGAUGGCAGUGCUCAUAUAUUCCACGCGAAGGUGUACAAUGAUGCUAUGUCGAAUCCGCUGGUAGUGCCAGUGAAGAAGCUACGCCCUAAGGAUGGUGGCCGAAUCCUAUCUUGUUCGUGGCACCCUCAUCAACCUUGGGUCCUCCUCACGAUGGGAGAUGGCCGUGUCCAGCUGUGGGUUUGA